AUGGACCGUGAUUUAAGCAUUCGUGACACUCAUGUCAGUCAGAUGAAUCUCAGCUACGUCGACAUUCUGGCUGCGUUGAGGAUCCUCGUUGGUGUUGACAUUGAGCUGCGACUAAUAAAAAAGAAUACGAUCGACCGGUGCGCAUUGAGAUCGUCGGAAUCAUCAACGCGCAAGCCCAUUGAACAACGUUCGUUUUUGGCUUAUAAACUCAAGAGCAUUCAUAAUAAAUCUAGUCCGGAGUAUUCCAUUGUCAACUGUUGCAUCGUGUCGGCAACAUUUUUCGGUGCUACUUAUACAACAACAACCGGCCCACGAAAGUCAUUGAUUUUAGCAUCGGAGAGCAGUCUGAAAGUGAGCAUGGCUGGCGAGAGCGAAAAUCUUGAGGCGCGUCGUGUAUUUCCACUUCGAUUCCACACCGUCAUAACAUUAGGAGCGGCACUUGCAUCCCCACAAAAUAGUUGUGUCACGCACCAGCGUUGGUCAUCGUAUCUAUACAGCCGGAACGUUCGGAUUGCCAACAUUCCAAUUAUUGUAGCCUCAGCUGCGCCCUGCUCCACCCUCGCUUCGAAUUACGCAUACAGAAUUGAGGCCUCAGUCCUCGGUGAAAACUCUAACAACAUUGUCUCUCUCUUUCCGGAGACCGGAUCAACCAUUUGUCUGGGGCCACUUUCUCUUACUCGUCGCUCACUGGCGAAUCGAACCACCACCGCUGGGCAUGGCAGAGUGAUUGAGCGUGUGAUUGAACACCCAGAUGACCAUGACAGGGAGACAUGGGUAUUUACCGUGCUACACCGAAAUUGGGACCCGUCAAUGUUACAAUUUCAGGAAUUUACCACGGAAUACGUGGUGAACAUAUGGACGCUGCUCCGCCUUGGAACAGAAACCUUUGCGACCGGUAAUGUAGUUCACAUUGAGGGCAACGUCGUUGGAUUCAAUGAUACAACUUCAACAUUUUCUAUUCGCGUAAGUGAUUGUGAUGUUCGUCACAAUGACAAUAAUUGCUAA
Messenger RNA from Melampsora larici-populina 98AG31, 1005 nucleotides. RefSeq lists its product as uncharacterized. The transcript is spliced from 4 exons. The record is from RefSeq and is a predicted model, not a curated record. Bases 1 to 1005 code for a protein of 334 amino acids. NCBI's taxonomy places the organism in Eukaryota, Fungi, Basidiomycota, Pucciniomycetes, Pucciniales, Melampsoraceae.